Molecule: messenger RNA, 2562 nt
Organism: Tachyglossus aculeatus (Australian echidna)
Lineage: Eukaryota; Metazoa; Chordata; Mammalia; Monotremata; Tachyglossidae
Gene: CRTC3
Product: CREB regulated transcription coactivator 3
Exons: 15
Coding region: 1-1899 (632 amino acids)
Biological process (GO): positive regulation of transcription by RNA polymerase II; protein homotetramerization
Cellular component (GO): cytoplasm; nucleus
Molecular function (GO): cAMP response element binding protein binding
Source: RefSeq, a predicted model, not a curated record
AUGGCGGCCCCGGGCGGCGCCAACCCGCGCAAGUUCAGCGAGAAGAUCGCGCUGCACACGCAGCGCCAGGCCGAGGAGACCCGCGCCUUCGAGCAGCUCAUGACCGACCUCACCGUGUCCCGGGUCCAGUUCCAGAAGCUCCAGCAGCUGCGCCUCACCCAGACGCGGAACCAGUACCACGGGGGGUCUCUGCCCAACGUCAACCAGCUGGGCGGCGGCGGCGGUGGCAGCACGGCCGACUUUCAGCCGUCCUUCCCCCCCGCCGACAACGUCCGUGGCACCCGGCACCACGGCUUGGUGGAGAGAGCGUCCCGCAGCCGUUUCCACCCCCUGCACCGCCGGCCCGGGGAGAAGCCGGGGCGGCAGUUUGAUGGAAUCACCUAUGGAGCCGGCUACCCCUCCUCCCAGCCGCUGGACGAGGGCUGGACGAGGCAGCCACCGCCGUGGAAGGAAGACAAGCCGCCGGGAUUCCGGUUGAUGUCGGCGCUGAACAGGACCAACUCCGACUCGGCCCUCCACACCAGCGCGCUGAGCGCCAAGCCGCAGGCCCCUUACGGCGGGACGGACCAGGCGGCCUGGCCUCCCGCCCAGUGCAUGGUGGGUUUGUGCGACGGCGAGAGCGAUGGCUACAGGGAAGCCGCUUCCUUCCCCGGCCCCCUGAGAGAGGACGGUCUGCUGAACGCUCCCAAGCCGUUGCCCAAGCAGCUGUGGGACGCCAAGAAGGUCCAGUCUCUGGCUGUUCGUCCGAGGUCCUGCGACAUGGGGGGCGUCAACUCCCUGCCCCCGGCCGGGGACCCACGACUACCUUCCUCCGGUGCCGGCCCCGGCCCGAGCUCAGGGCUCUCGCCCUUCCUGGGGAUCCCGAACACCGGCGGGUCCCUGCCUGACCUGACCAACCUGCACUUCUCGCCGCUGCCCGCAUCCCUGGAGCCCGGCGGGGUCGGGCUCGGGGGCAUCGGGGCGGGGCACAGCGUGGGCAACCUGCCAGCCGCCACGACUCACCUGGGGCUCCGGAGCUCUCCAGGUCUGCAGAGUUCCCGGAGUAACCCGUCCAUCCAGGCCACCCUGAGCAAGGCCGCCCUGUCGUCCUCCCUCAGCAGCUGCCCGCAGCCGGCCGCCCCCCAGGCCUCCGCCCUGCACCCCUCGCUCCGCCUGUUCUCCCUCAGCAACCCGUCCCUUCCCACUUCGGGCGGCAGCGGCCCCGCACGGCGGCGCCAGCCCCCCGUCAGCCCGCUCACCCUCUCCCCGGGCCCCGACUCGCACCGCGGAUUCACCAGGCAGUUCUCGGCCUCCGCCAGCCCUCUGCACCCGCUCCCCGGCCCCCAGGUUUUUCCCUCUGACAGAAGCCCCCUUUCCUUCCUCCCCCCAGAAGCCCACGCCCCACCCCCCCCUUAUCCUCUGGGCCAGGAGUUCUCCCCGCAUCCCCUGCAGCAGGCCCCACCCUCUUCCCCGCUGCCCCACUCGGACUUCGAGCUCCUCUCUCCCCCUGGCGCCUCACUCAGCAGCUUCUUCCCCGACGUGGGCUACGACCAGCAACAGGAGCAGCCCGGAAGAAUGGGGCCGGCGUUCUCGCAGCAGGGCGCCCUGAUGGAGCAGGGGGGGAGUUCCGGAGCGCCGCAGGACUCAUUCCAGCUGCGACCAAACUUCCUGUAUUCCAGCUGUGGGAAUUUCCCCCACACCAUCCUCCCAGAAGACGCAAGCACCAGCCUGUUCAAAGACCUCAGCUGUGCCCUGGCGGGGGUGCCCGCGUCCACCUUUGCCCCGGACAGUCCAUUUCCCCUGGACGAGGGGCUCCAGAUUGAGCCCCUGAGCUUGGACGGACUCAGCAUGCUAAGUGACCCCGACAUGGGGCUGCCCGACCCCUCGGUGGAAGAGACGUUCCGCUCCGACCGCCUGUGACCGGAGCUCUGGCCGGGGGCCGCGGCCGCCCGGACCCGGGGGGGUGGGGGUUCGCCCUCGCUUCGAGGAUGGAUAGAAUCUCGUCCCUGAGCCUCCGGAACAGUUGGCUGUGAAAGCAAGCGAGCGGCCCGGUGCCGCCCAGCGGCUCCCGCGGCCCCAUCGUCGGCCCCACCGAAGUCACCUGGGGAGCGCCGACGACCACUGACCGUGCAAACCGCCAGCGUGGGGGCUCGGGCCGGGGACGACAGCCCAGGGGGGCGGUGGGGGCUCCGCUCUGGUACCCGGAGCCCGAGACUUCUCCGCCCCAUCGGGCCCCGUCGGUGGAAUGCCGCUCUGGGCUCCGCCGAUGGGCCGCUCCUGUGGUACUGGAGCCCGGGGCUCCGCCGGUAGGAUGCCACUCCGGUGCCCGGAGCCCUGCUGGUUCCCACCGCGCCGGAGGCCCGGACCCUGCCGGUGGGACGUCGUCCUGUUCCCCAGAACUGGCGGGGGACGUGGAGGGGGCGGCGGGUGAGGGGCCCUGAGCCUAAGCUGAAGCAGGGCUUCCGGCCUGGCAGCCAGGGGCCCCCCAGUUCUCUUCUGGCCCCACCGAGCCGGGCACUAGGAGCAUCCUGGGUCCCUGGAGAGGAGGGGGUGGCAACUUUCCUUUCGGCUGGGUAGGGCUAG